UAUUGUUUGAAUUUUACAAUGGACGAGGAUUUAGCGGAUUUUUUGUUGUUAGACAGGAAUUUAUUAUUAAAUUCAAACACGAGACAGUUUUGGGUACAUGAGUUUAAUGAAGAUCACACCCAAAGUGAGUUUUAUGUGACCUGUUUACCCUUACGUGAUCAUGCUGACAAAUUCAAGAAAUACUAUCGAAUGACUGUUGAAACAUAUGACUACAUACUGUCCCACAUCAAGGGAGAUUUACAGAAAUGGUCCAACUUUAGAACUUGUAUAGAACCUGCCGAAAAGCUAUCGAUUCUCUUGAGGUAUCUAUCAACAGGCAUGUCCUUUGAAGCAUUGAGCGAAACAUUUCGCAUGAGCAACUACACCGUCGGAAAAAUAGUCGAGGAAGUUUGUGAUUGCAUGUGGGAACAGCUUGCCCCAGUCCACUUACCAGUGCCUAAUAAACAAAGAUUUCUUGAAAUUGCAGCAGAAUUUAAGGAGAAAUGGAACUUUCCCAACUGU
Molecule: messenger RNA, 501 nt
Organism: Homalodisca vitripennis (glassy-winged sharpshooter)
Lineage: Eukaryota; Metazoa; Arthropoda; Insecta; Hemiptera; Cicadellidae
Exons: 2
Source: RefSeq, a predicted model, not a curated record